Molecule: messenger RNA, 1278 nt
Organism: Oncorhynchus tshawytscha (Chinook salmon)
Lineage: Eukaryota; Metazoa; Chordata; Actinopteri; Salmoniformes; Salmonidae
Exons: 9
Coding region: 168-1187 (339 amino acids)
Source: RefSeq, a predicted model, not a curated record
AGUCGUGAGAAGGAGCCGUCCCCCUUUUUUUUGUUGUUGGAUGAACUACUUUUAAUUAAUUUACUCCUUAUAUAUAUUGCAUCUAACGGUGUCGGUUUCUCACUCUUUAUAACCCGUAUUGUCAACUAAGAAGUGAUCCACUUUUCAAGCAAAGGUUGUUUGGAGACAUGAAUCCAGAAGACGUGGUUAUCAUUCUCAGUGAUGAUGAUGAUGAUGUGUCCAUCAACGACUCGGUCUACAUCGUCGAAGACAUCCAGAACAACGUAUACCCAGUAGAUCAGUCUAACUGCAGCAGGUCACAUGAUCCUGAAGGAGAAGAGGACCUGGUCGUGACCUUCUGUCAGAGAGGAGAGGUGCUGCCUCACGCACGCUAUGACUGUACCGCACACACCUUCACACCAACAGACAGUGAUGUAGGAGGACCAAUAGAAUCCAACCAGCUCUUCUGUCACCAGUGCUUCUGUUACGUCUGUGACAAGGUCGCCUCGGAGUGUUCUGUGUGGACUGUGUCAGGAGUGUGCCACUGCAACGCCCAUAAGAGGAGUGUGUUCUGGAGCAACAAGAGAGACAAGGUGGUUCUGGGAUACCUUCAGAUGUUUAACUUCAACCUGCUGGAGAUCGACAGCGACCUCCGACUGGCAGAGUCCUUACUGCUGCAGUUGGAGGAGGAGUUGUCCAAAGAGUACGCCUCCUUCCAGAGGGGCGUGGCUGUGAGGGGAUUGGCUGUCCAAUGUGCCUGUCACUGCCACACAGCCAAUCGUUUGGAAUGCGGGAACUGCCAUUCAAAUCACCUGCUGCUACUGGUCUACGAUUAUUCGCAGGUGUUUGAGUGUGUGUGCCGCUUCCUUGGACGUGCGGAGAGAGAGAGACCGAAAGCAGCAGCUGUUAUGAGACUUGGAGCAGCUCAACUCUUCAUUACACACUGUCAACCUCCUGGACCAGUGAUUUCCCAUCAUCUUGAGGCCAGGACAGCGGAGGCCCUGCCCUUGCUGCUAACCAGGUACACACACACACACACCAAAUCCCAUAUGGACCCCUACACCCUAAAGCACGUGGCGAUCUCAGGUAUUUGGGAUAGGGGAAUAGCUCCACCUUGCAUUCUGAUAAUCUUGGUAAGUUUCAACAUAUUGCUGAGACUCAUCAAAUUCUCUCAGACCUCCACAAGUGGUAUAGGGUGUAGGGUCUAGGAGUCCAUUUAGGACUGGGUAACACCAUAGGGUCUAGGAGUCCAUUUAGGACUGGGUAACACCAUAGGGUCUAGAGGUCCAUUUAGGACUG